AAAUCUUCGAGCGGAAGUAGCGAUGUUUCGCGCAUGCGCGGUACCAUCUGGGUGAUCGAGACGACCUUAACGUCGCACUACUUAUGAAGAACGCGUCCAAAUCUCCAACGAUGUGGUUCCGCGGUUUGGUUCUGAUCCUCGUUCUGGUCGGUUCGCCUGUUUCCGGAACAUCAAGUCUGAAGAUCUCUGCUGAACCUGGAGAGAACGUCACUCUGAGAUGUGAAGUUACAAACAUUGACCAGAAACCAGUUUUUAAAUGGAACAGAAUUGACCUGCAGGAGAAAGAAAAUGUGUUCUUUUACAGGAAUAACCGUCCUUAUCUUGAUGAUCAGCAUAAAUCUUUCAAGAACCGAGUGUUUCUGAAUAACAGUCAGAUGAAUGAUGGAGAUCUGUCUGUGGUUCUGAAGAACGUGACCAUUAAUGACACUGGAACGUACCAGUGUAGAGUCUUGAAGGGAUUAUCUGCUGAUCAAACGCCCCUCAUCUCCACCAUCCUCCUGCUGGUGUCUCCUCCUCCAGGAGAGGAAGGUGGAGGAGGAAAUGAAGGAGGCAAAGAUGAACAGGGAGGAGGAGGAGAUAAAGAUCAAGCCAAUUGGAGUCUUCUUGGUCUGAUUGUUCUGCCAGUUCUGGUUCUUGUUCUGGUUCUUGUUCUCAUUGGUCUCUGGAUGUACAGGAAGAAAAAAGGUUCAAAUCAAAGUUCCAGAGGUUCCAACGACCAGAAAAAUUGUGAUGGAGGUCUUCUGAACUCAGAAUCUAAAGCAGGGAGAAACACAGCAAACAUUUAACCUGUGGUCUGAAGGUCUCUCCUGUUCCUGAUCUGGAUCUUCUCUGCAGGUCAAAGACUGAAACAUUUCCAAGUAAAAAUCCAAAGAGUCCAAAGUUUCUUCAAAGAACCUCUAUACUCCCAUGGAAUAAUUGUUACAGAAGUUGAAAGUUUCUCCUGCGAGUAACGCUGGAUGUUCCUGAAAGGUGGAGAUCAGAAACUGCAGAUCAUAUGUUUGUGUUCCACAGUGUUGAUCUGCUGGUUCAUUUGAUGGUUUGGUUUGACCGUCAACAUUCCAGCAUUUCAACAUGGCCGCCUUGUUGCUAAGCAGCUGUUCUGAAUGUGCUAGCUCGCUAACGUUAAGGGUUCUUCAUGUCAGCAGAUUGGACCAGAGUGAACUUUAAGACGUGAACAGAAACACCAGGAAUCAUUUUUUUUUUAAGUAAAUGACUCAUGGAUUAAGUACAUUUCUUUAGCAGGGUUUUGGCUACAUAUACGGCUGGGCAAAAUAAUGAUAGAUAUCACAGCAUAACUUUUCCUCAAUAGAUAAAUGAGUAUAGUGAUUGACUUUUAUUUUGGAGGGUCUGAAGUUGACACUCUACAGUUGCAGCGUUUUAUCCUCUUUGUCGAGUAAAAGAGAGAGAUAGUCGCCACAUGGCGAGUACAUGUUUGGUUCUAAUUAUUUAUAUUUAUUACCUCUACCUUUGGUCAAAUGAAAAACUACAACCUGUUGGUUGGUGUGGUAAGCCCCGCCUCUUGACCUUUUAAAAACAUGAAUUAUAACAAUCACCCAAAUCUUUAUGUUUUCAUUCUGUUUUUAUCAUUUCAUAUAAAUGUAACGACAUGGAGACAGAAUUAACAAAUCUCCAGUAAAUCUCUUUUCUCAAUAUUUGAGUUUAAAUUCACAGUUAGACGACAGAGAAAUUCAUAAUAAAGUUAAAGUACAAACCUAAAGUAUUUCUGUGUAUAAUUUAAUGUUCUUUAAAACCUGAAAACAUUAGAAUUAAUACUUUGUUUCUAAUGGAAUUGAACACUUUAUUGGUCUAUUUUAUGUUUUCUAACUUGAAACCUUUAGUAUUCAUUUUAUUUUGAAAACUGGUUCCAUCAUUUUCAGAGCUUCUGUUAUGUUGAAAGUUUGACAGGAAACAAGUAUUUAAAUCUGAACAAGCUGAUCAUUUAUAUCUGAGUCCAGAUGUAACAUCUGUAGUUAUUUAGUUGAUAUCAUGAUAAAUAUUGUUAUCUCCUAAUAUGAAAAUCACUAUAUGGAGAUAUAAAAUUCCAUAUCUUCCAGCCUCA
This is a messenger RNA of Oryzias melastigma (Indian medaka), 2059 nucleotides long. Its product is annotated as coxsackievirus and adenovirus receptor homolog. NCBI's taxonomy places the organism in Eukaryota, Metazoa, Chordata, Actinopteri, Beloniformes, Adrianichthyidae. Gene Ontology annotation, cellular component: external side of plasma membrane. The transcript is spliced from 3 exons. Gene Ontology annotation, biological process: positive regulation of T cell proliferation; immune response; negative regulation of T cell proliferation. The record is from RefSeq and is a predicted model, not a curated record. Bases 84 to 785 code for a protein of 233 amino acids.